This is a messenger RNA of Parnassius mnemosyne (clouded apollo), 2196 nucleotides long. The record is from the annotation of a GenBank genome assembly. Lineage: Eukaryota; Metazoa; Arthropoda; Insecta; Lepidoptera; Papilionidae.
AUGAGUUCGUGGACUAAAGAGCUUGAUGAAGCAGCUGUGCUCGCAACUAAGACAGGCUCCUGGCACGUGUUACUUUUUUACCUCCUUUGUGGACUUGCUGCUUUUCCAACUUCUUUCUUGGUUUUUUCACAGGUAUUCACUAACGCCACUCCCGACCAUUGGUGCGCCCCGCCGCCAGAGCUCGAGGGUUUGGAACUGCCCGAGGGUCUCCUACGCAAUCUUACUGUGCCACAGCAUGAAGGGGUGUAUGAAUCAUGUUCCAGAUAUGCCCUGGACACGAGGGCGUUGUUUGCUGCGUUGCACGUUUACGUCGAUGAAAGGACCGAAAUAAUUCACGAGGGCGGUGUGUUACGAACGAUAAAAACUUGUCAGUUGAUCCCUGCUAAAGAAUUCGAAGAGCGGGAAAAACAGAUUUCUAGAAUAGUAGAAGCCAUAACAUUAAUCAGAAGCAAGCCAACGGGAUGUUUGAAUGGUUGGCGAUUCAGUACUGAACAAUAUGAGGUGACCCUUGUUACAGAGUUUUCUUUGGUAUGUGAGAAAGAAUGGUUGCCGCGGACAGGUUACACACUAUUCUGGGUAGGCUCAAUAUUUGGUAACCUCUUCUUUGGAUGGAUGUCAGACAGAUAUGGCCGUCGUCCAACGAUUUUGCUAAUGAUCUACCUAGAAGUGCCGUUGGCAAUAGCAGCUUGUUUUCCAAGCUCUUACAUGACCUACAUAGUUUUAAGAGUACUUGGUGGGCUAUUCUUUCCAGCUAUGUAUCAAUUGCCAUUUAUUCUUGCCUUAGAAUUGAUGCCACCCGCUCGGAGGACGCAUGCAGGUAUAAUUGUAGGAAUGUUUUUUGCUAGUGGAAUGAGCUUGCUAGCGAUUAUCGCCUACAUUGUACGGGAUUGGUUUUAUCUAUCGUUAGCAACAAGUCUUCCGUUCAUAACUUUGUAUGGGUUUUACUGGUUGAUACCAGAGUCACCAAGGUGGCUUGUAGGCAGAGGUCGAAUAGCGGAAGCGGAAAAAGUCCUUAGAUCACUUGCCAAAAAGAAUGGCAUUGAACUGUCUCAAGGAAUUCUUUUUGAUAUACAUAAGAAAAUAAAAUAUGAAAACUUUGCAGAAGAAAAAUCUACUAUGUUAUCCUCAAUUAAUGGAAACACUGUUGAAUUUCCUGAAGUUCGUGAUAGGAAUUGUGCUGAUCAUAUAAUAGGAAAUAUGCUUACUUUGAAACCAGAUGUAACCAAUGUUUCCGAAAAUGUUAAUGAUAAUGUAGACAAAGAAAGUCUUUUACUUAAUAAAAACGUAGGAAAGAAAGGAAUCAGUAACACGCUUGAGAAUAACAGGGGUGCUAGUACUAGAGAACUUCGAUUAAAUGAACAAUUGAAGCAAUCGUUAAAGAUGAAUUAUCGUGGAACGUCUUUAGGUGAUUUAAAAAGCAAAACACGUCAACUGGUCACUAGAAUUUUCCUUAAAGGUGAUAAUGAAGAUAAUGUGGAAAUGAGUGCCAAUGAUGAUCAAGAAUUACAAGAAGAUUGCAAAGCAUCUAUUUUAGAUUUAUUCAGAUAUCCAAAUAUAAGAAAGAAUUUUUUUAUUCUGACUUUCGAUUGGCUAUCAUUAGGAGUAAUAUAUAAUGGCUUAAGUUACAAUACAUCAAAUCUAGGCGUCAAUGACUACUUGGCAUUUUUUAUUGGAGGAGUGGUGGAGCUUCCUUCAUAUAUAAUCGCUUGGCAUUGCAUGGAGCGUUUUGGUCGCCGAUGGGUGCUAUGCAUUUUUAUGUGCAUCGGCGGCUUAGCUUGCCUCAGCUGCGUAUUAGUCCCAGAAGACAGACCAUGGUUGACUGUCUGCUUGGCAAUGCUGGGCAGACUCUGUGGUGCGGCAUCCUUUGCUGUAUUCUACGUGUUAAUUGGAGAGUUUCUUCCUACGGUGUUGAGAUCGCAAGCUAUGGGAUUGGCGUCAUUUAUUUCGGGCUUAGGCCUUUUAGCCUGUCCUUAUGUUGUGCAUUUGGCUGUAUACGGCAAAUCACUUCCACUCAUAAUCAUGGGUAUACUUAGCGUGAUGGCGGGUAUUUCGUCGCUGUUCCUGCCCGAAACCCUGAACCAACCGCUGCCUCAGACUUUAGAGGAUGGCGAAAUGUUUGGAAGGGAUUUUAAAUUGUUCAGUUGCGUUGAUAGAUCGAGAAAGGAACAGGACUACAAUUCUACAUGUACAAAUUAA